This is a messenger RNA of Myripristis murdjan (pinecone soldierfish), 2675 nucleotides long. Its product is annotated as mothers against decapentaplegic homolog 6-like. Gene Ontology annotation, cellular component: heteromeric SMAD protein complex. Gene Ontology annotation, molecular function: I-SMAD binding; transcription regulator inhibitor activity. The transcript has 4 exons. The coding region runs from base 710 to 2221 and encodes 503 amino acids. The record is from RefSeq and is a predicted model, not a curated record. Gene Ontology annotation, biological process: regulation of transcription by RNA polymerase II; cell differentiation; SMAD protein signal transduction. Lineage: Eukaryota; Metazoa; Chordata; Actinopteri; Holocentriformes; Holocentridae.
GGAGAGUGGAGUAAUUCCAGCUCUCUUUAAAACAACUUCUCAGCACGGAAUACGUCCUGGAGUUUGGCACUGGCGUCCUCAGCCCCAGCGCGUCUAUCUGUGCUUUUAUCUGUGGACUGCAGAGGGAUUAUUGCUUCCACGCAAUGAAAGAAAACAUUGGGAUUUGAAUGUAGAGGGGAUUAUUUCGGGGGUGACGGAACUUCACCGAUGUGUCGGCACCGGAUUUUAAGGAUCUAGGGUUCCCAAAGCCCAAGAAAAAAAAAAAAAAAAAAAAACUGGCAAACUUUUGGAUGGAUGAUUUCUGCUGCCCAUUUUGUUGCUUAGUUCAUGUGGACUUGUAUUGCACAUCGCUGGGUCUAGCUGUGGUGUUGGGGCUGUGUGCGGGAUCUCCACAGCUUGGGGGGCGGCAGGCUUUUUGAGAGCUGGCAAAAGUUGUGUCUUAAUUGAGUUGGCGACAGCAGGUCACUAAGCAGUGACUGUGUGGAGCCUUCACCUUGUGCAGACGUUUUGCCGCAGUUUAAUGCAACAUAUGAGAGAAUAUUAUUUUCUAAUGCUGCGGGAUAGCGAUAAAUCUGUGUCCUCCGGCUGCGCAUGUUGUGCGCACCGCACAAAAAUCCUUGAUCUUGUGCGGCGAGUCUAAAUCGAUGUGGCAUCUCCCCAGACCAGGACUGGACCGAUACGACACAUCCAAAACUGUCUAGGUUGUCGUAUGUUCAGGUCGAAACGCUCAGGUCUUGUACGGCGACUGUGGAGAAGCCGUCUGGUCACCGAGAGCGACGGGCGAGAUGGAAGCAGACGAGGUGAGGGGGGUCGGGAUGGUCAGUGUGGCAGAAACACAGGAAAGCUUCUCAGAACGGAGCAGCGGUCGGUGACCCGGGCUGACCCGGCACUGGGACCUCUGGGGGAGGCUGGAGACCUGACCGAGAGCGCCGAGAAGGAGGAAGAGGAGCAUCCAGAUGAUGACCGGGGUGCCAUGUGCGUCCCGGAGCAUCGAGGCUCACGGCGGGGCCGAGAGGAUGACAGCAGGACGGUGACGUGUUGUUUGUUUGGGGAAUGGGAUAUGAGACCUCGGAGCCCCUAUUGGGCCCUGGGGAAGGACGGAGGGGGCCCUUAUCAGUGCGCUCCGAGGCAUUCGGGGCUUGAGGAGGAACUCAAGAGCCUUGCUUACGCUCUUUUGAAAAGACUAAAGGAGAAACCUCUGGAUGCCUUGCUGAAGGCUGUAGAGACCAAAGGCGGGAUACCCAGUGAAUGUGUCAUGGUGCCACGGGCUGAUCUGCGGCUGGGUGGUCAUCACGUUUCUCCACAGUAUCUCCUUUGUAAGCUCUUCCGCUGGAGCGACCUGCAGCUCUCAGCCCGGCUCAAAGCGCUGUGCCACUGUCAAAGUUUCGGCGCAGUGGACAGCGCAAAGGUGUGCUGCAACCCCUAUCACUACAGCCGCUUAUGUGGGCCAGAAUCACCUCCUCCCCCGUAUUCUCUGUCCCGUUCAGAUGAACACAAGCCACUGGACUCAACUCUGUCUUACACUGAAACCGCGCCCCCCCACUACCCCAGCCCGCCUCACAUUACGCCAAGAGACUACACAGACACUGGUACCUCCCUCGGCUCCUCGACCUCCGGCGGACAUCGCUCCCACUGGUGCAGCGUCGCCUACUGGGAGCAGCGGACACGUGUGGGUCGCCUCUACCCGGCCCACGAGCCCUCACUCAGCAUCUUCUACGACCUACCUCAGGGCACAGGCCUUUGCCUGGGCCAGCUCCACGCCAACGCCUACCACAGUCGCCAUGACGACGCGGGUAACCACAGCAUCCAGGCACUCCACAGCAGCAGCAGCAGCCGUAGCGGAGGAAGCGGCGGAAGCUGCGUGCAACAGAUACGCAGCAAAAUCGGCUACGGCAUCGUGCUGAGCCGCGAGCCGGACGGGGUCUGGGUGUACAAUCGCAGCCAGCACCCGGUGUUUGUGCAUUCACCCACUCUGGACUUACCCAGCACCAGAGGGCUGAGCGUAAAGAGGGUGAUGCCGGGCUACUCCCUCAAAGUGUUUGACUAUGAGCGCUCCAGCUGGAUAGUGGAGCGUGGUGUGAAACCCGAGUGCCAGGAAGGGCCCUGGGACCCGCACAGCGUCCGUAUCAGUUUUGCUAAGGGCUGGGGCCCCUGCUACUCCAGACAGUUCAUCACCUCCUGUCCCUGCUGGCUGGAGGUGCUGCUCAACAACCACAGAUAGCACACACACACACACACACACACACACACACAUACACACAAACAUGCAAACUCAUACAAACAUGCAAACAAGCUAAUACCCAGACUCUGACAAUCAUACACAAAUACACAAACACGACACACGCACACAUACAGAUUCACAUGAGGUUUCUUAACCAAGUAUCCUAAUUGUAAUCUACCUAGAUUUAAUAUAAAACUUUAUAUAUUAUAUAAAAUAUAUUAUACAUGUAAAUACUUGAGUCAUUUUUACAAUGCAAUUAUUUAUGUAUAGUGUAAUGUGUAUAUGGACGAAAUAAAGGAACAGGAAUAUGCACUUUUGAUUCUAUAUAUGCAUUUCAGAGUUUCUCAGUGUCAUUUUUUUUUGCAAGUAUGCAAAAGUAAGACAAAGCAGGUUUAUGUUCUCAUGACUUAGCGAUUCCCUCAAAAAGUAUGCCAUACACACAUUGACAAUAAAA